UGGCUGAGGAAUCAUCUGCUACUGGACGUUUAGAAGAGACAAGCGGUGUGAGGAAAGAACAAUGUCAGGACCCAGGCCCCUGGUGCUGAGCGGCCCCUCCGGAGCAGGGAAGAGCACUCUAAUGAAGAGGCUGAUGAAGGAUCACGAGGGCGUCUUCGGAUUCAGCGUGUCACACACAACGAGAAACCCUCGACCGGGAGAGGAAGAUGGAAAAGGCCUGAACAAGCUCCCCAUGCUUCUGGGGGCUACUUUACUGCCCGUAGCAGACGUCUUCUCCUCUGAAGACUUAGAAAAGUCAUCCUCAUUUUCGUGUCCAAACGAAUCAGAAACCACAGAUAAAGACUACCACUUCACGACGAAAGAGGCCAUGCAGGAGGCAAUCGACAACGGAGAGUUCAUCGAGAACGCUGAGUUUUCCGGCAACAUGUAUGGAACAAGUAAAGCUGCCAUAGAAGACGUGCUGGCCAAGAACCUAAUCUGCAUCCUAGAUGUGGACAUCCAGGGGGUGAAGAGGAUUAAAGAGACUGACCUAAACCCCAUCUACGUCUCCAUCCAGCCUCCCUCCAUGGAGAUCCUGGAGAAACGUCUGAGGGACAGACAGACAGAAACAGAGGAGAGUUUACAGAAACGCUUGGAGGCAGCACGCAUUGACAUGGAGCUCAGUAAAGAGCCUGGAGUGUUUGAUGUUGUUAUCAUCAAUGAUGACUUAGAGAGGGCUUACGAGGAGCUGAAAGACAUCCUAAAUGUUGAAAUCCAAAAAAUCCAGGAGGCCAAAUCAUAAGAAGCAAACAGUCUUUCUGCUGCACACACUACGAACACAACUCAAAAUAAACUUUCAUCUGGAGAGAAGUUUUGUUUUAGCCUCUACGUUAAAUGGUCGGAGGUUUGCUUUAAGGACAGUUUGAUGCUCGCUGAUGCUCAGAAGGAAAAG
Messenger RNA from Epinephelus fuscoguttatus (brown-marbled grouper), 931 nucleotides. It is a transcript of the gene guk1b, whose product is annotated as guanylate kinase 1b. Bases 62 to 781 code for a protein of 239 amino acids. The record is from RefSeq and is a predicted model, not a curated record. Lineage: Eukaryota; Metazoa; Chordata; Actinopteri; Perciformes; Serranidae. Gene Ontology annotation, biological process: purine nucleotide metabolic process. Gene Ontology annotation, molecular function: GMP kinase activity. Gene Ontology annotation, cellular component: cytosol. The transcript is spliced from 9 exons.